This is a messenger RNA of Leptopilina boulardi, 912 nucleotides long. It is a transcript of the gene Gem2, whose product is annotated as gem-associated protein 2. Gene Ontology annotation, cellular component: spliceosomal complex; SMN complex; nucleus. Lineage: Eukaryota; Metazoa; Arthropoda; Insecta; Hymenoptera; Figitidae. The transcript is spliced from 5 exons. The record is from RefSeq and is a predicted model, not a curated record. The coding region runs from base 110 to 844 and encodes 244 amino acids. Gene Ontology annotation, biological process: spliceosomal snRNP assembly; spliceosomal complex assembly.
AACGUCCCAAAUGUGUCUUGAACUCACCUUUACAUUAUUUGUUUGUGUAAAAUUAUUUUUCGAUUUAAAACAAUUUAAAAGCAAAAUUAUGUUAAAAUAACACAAAAAAAUGACUGAAUUUUUAAAAGAACCUAUAUUAUUUGCAGGUGAAAUUGAUGAAGAUAUUAAUCUCUCGUUACCUGCAACUUCAGCCGAAGAAUACAUCAAUCAAGUAAUAGUUGAAGCACGAAGAUGUGAAAGUGUUGUUGUGUCUGAAAUCGAUGAGACAAAAUUGAAGAAACCGACAGUAAAUAUAAAAACAUUAGCAGGAUGUACUGAAGCUCCGGCAUUCUUAGGACCGUCAUUAGAAUGGCAAAAAUGUCAAGUAGAUGAUUUUUCAAAAAUCAGACUUUAUAUCGCAAGGAUAAGAGACGAAAUUCAGACUUGUAAACGAAAAUGGAAACCUCCAGCAAUGAAAUUGCCGAAUGUUGGAGAAGAAAAAGAAUGGAUUAAAUUUCUAUGUGAUAAUAAUGAUGAAGGACGUGAAAUUCUUUUGCCAACUUUAAAUGUUGUCCUAGCAAUAAAUCAACCAACAAUUGAAAAUGUUUUGGAAUAUCUUGUUGAUUUAGUUGUCGAAGAAAAAAUAAUUCAAUUUAAUGUUGGACGAUGGAUUUAUGUUUUUCUAGUUGCUCUCGAAUUACCAGUGAAUCCCGAUAUAUGUUCUUGUUUACGUUCCCUAGCUAGAAUUUGUUCUAUAAUUAGAGCAAAUAAGAAAACGCCCGAUGAGUCUGAAGUGAAUACUUUAAAUUUAAUGAUUUGUUUGGUGGCAAGAUAUUUUCGACAAUUGGAUUUAGCAGAUCAGUGAUUUAUUUAUUGUCGUGUAAAAGCUUAUGUUAUUUCUAUUUUGUACAAUAAAAUAUAAAUCUAUUUCUA